Ramularia collo-cygni is the source of this 2424-nucleotide messenger RNA. Its product is annotated as related to glucan 1,3-beta-glucosidase. The coding region runs from base 1 to 2424 and encodes 807 amino acids. Gene Ontology annotation, molecular function: polygalacturonase activity. The record is from RefSeq and is a predicted model, not a curated record. NCBI's taxonomy places the organism in Eukaryota, Fungi, Ascomycota, Dothideomycetes, Mycosphaerellales, Mycosphaerellaceae. The transcript has 2 exons.
AUGUUCUCUCCCAGCAGCUUCGCGCUGCUCGCCGCGGCUCUCAUCGCCGUCUUCUCCACACAACCCGCGCUCGCAGUGCCGGCGCCGGCCCCACAAGCAUCAGAUUCCCUAGCAGCAUCAACUUCCAACUACUGGCUUGCCAACAUCGAGCGGAAAGGCACAGUCUGGGGCAACAAUGACAGCAGCUACUCCGUCUUCCGUAACGUUGUCACGGACUUCCAGGCCGACCCCACCGGUCAGCAAGACUCUACCGAGGCCAUCAACAAGGCCAUCUCUGAUGGCGGUCGCUGCGGCUUUGGCUGCAACUCCUCCACCGUCCACCCCGCCAUUGUUUACUUCCCGCCCGGCAAAUAUCUCGUCAGCAAGCCCAUUCAAAUGUUCUACUACACCCAAAUGGUCGGCGACGCCGUUGAGCUCCCCCAAAUCGUGAUGGCGAGCAACUUCGAAGGCAUGGCCAUGUUUGACGCGGACCCUUACCAGGAUGGUCACAACUGGUACAUCAACCAGAACAACUUCUUCCGCCAAAUGCGAAACUUCAAAAUGGAUCUCACUCAGGGACCCGAUAUAGGUACGGCGAUCCACUGGCAAGUCGCCCAGGCUACCUCACUUCAGAACAUCGAGUUCGACAUGAUCAAAGGCAGCCAGCAACAAGGAAUCUUCAUGGACAACGGAAGCGGCGGCUGGUGCAGUGACCUGAAGUUCAAGGGUGGCAAAUAUGGUGCCUUCUUCGGCAGUCAACAGUUCACCUCCCGCAACCUUGUGUUUGAGGACUGCACCACUGCAAUCUACAUGAACUGGAACUGGGGUUGGGUUCUCAGCAACAUCACCAUCACUGGUGGCACCGUUGGAAUUGACAUGGCCAACAGCCCAUCCAACAUGUCUACUGGCUCGGUUAUGCUCUCCGACAGCAAGAUCUCAGGCACUCAGUAUGGUGUCAACACUUCCUACAGCAUCGGCGGCAACCUUCCUCUCACCGGUAACACCCUCGUCAUCGACAACGUUGACAUGAAGGAUGUCACAACCGCUGCAGUGUGGUCCGCGAAAGACCAAGCAGUCGUGGUGAAGCCUUCCAUGAUUGAAACAUGGGCACAAGGUAGCGGCUACACCAACAGCGCCGAGAGUACCAGCGCCAACGGGUCAGUUGGCGAGAUCCAGAAGCCUCACAAAGCAAAAGUCCUUCUCGACACUGAUGGCAAGAUCUACGGCCGUAGCAAGCCGCAGUACGAGAAUGUGCCUCUUGCCAACUUUCUGUCAGCCAAGGCCAACGGCUGUGCAGGCGAUGGUGAGACUGACGAUACUGCAGCUGUGCAGGCUUUCUUGGAAAAGGCGUCCGCUCAGGACGGCGCAAUUGCGUACUUUGAUCACGGCGCCUACCUCGUCUCCGAUACCAUUGCUGUACCGAAGAACGUCAAGAUGACUGGCGAAGUCUGGUCUCUGAUUGUGGCCGACGGCAAGAGCUUCUCGGACAGCGAAAACCCCAAGGCCGUCUUCCAAGUUGGAAAGCCUGGCGAUACCGGCGCCGUGGAAAUCUCCGACAUCAUCUUCCAGACCAAGGGCGCUGCCCCAGGUGCCGUCAUGAUCGAGUGGAACUUGAACUCGGAAGAGAAAGGUGCAUCUGGCAUGUGGGAUGCUCACGUCCGCAUUGGGGGGUCUGCAAACACUCUUCUGUCUGAGGAUCAAUGCCCCGGCUGGCCCACUACCCAGCCCACUCCUCAGUGUCAGGGCGUCUUCCUCAUGUUCCACUCCACGGAGAAGUCUGGUAACUUUAUUCUCGAGAACUCCUGGUUCUGGGUUGCCGAUCACGACUUGGAGGUCAACAACCAGACCCAGAUUUCAAUCUUCAGCGCACGUGGUUGCCUCAUCCAGUCUCAAGGCGCUGUUUGGCUUUGGGGAUCUGCAUCUGAACACUCCAUGAUUUACAACUACCAAUUCGACAGCGUCAAAGCUGUGUUUGGCGGAUUCAUGCAGACCGAGACACCAUACUUUCAACCGAAUCCACUGGUCCCAGCGCCGCUCGCCUUCAACAAGGCUUAUCGUGACCCAGACUUUUCCAUCUGCCCCGAUGGCAGCGACAACAAUGAAGUUCCCUGCAAGGAUGCUUGGGGUCUCCGCGUUGUGAACAGCCAAGGUGUUCUCAUCUACGCUACUGGGUUCUACUCGUUCUUCAACAACUACUCCCAAGUCUGCACACCACUCGGCAACUGCCAGGAGUACAUGAUCCGCAUACAAAACAGCCAGGUUGACAUGUACACUGUGACCACAAAGGCAGCCGUCAAGAUGAUUAUGGAUGAUCGGGUCAACUCUCCCAUCAUCGCCGCGAAGAACCACAACGUCUUUGGCGACACAAUCGCCUGUCUCUGCACACUCCCUUUCUUGCAGGGAAGUCUUUGGAAGCUGCACGAACUGGUUGGCGAGGAUAGAUAG